This is a messenger RNA of Malania oleifera, 912 nucleotides long. RefSeq lists its product as uncharacterized. The coding region runs from base 1 to 912 and encodes 303 amino acids. Lineage: Eukaryota; Viridiplantae; Streptophyta; Magnoliopsida; Santalales; Ximeniaceae. The transcript is spliced from 4 exons. The record is from RefSeq and is a predicted model, not a curated record.
AUGCUAGUGUGGAAUGUAAGAGGUUUGGGUAGAUCGAGGAGGAGGUUGAAAGGUUUAGUUAGACGUCACAGAGUUGCUAUUGUAGCUAUUGUUGAGCCGUUCUUAGAGGAUACCCGGAUAUCCCAACUAGCUAAUGAGAUGCUGCUCCUUAAUUGUUGCUGUAAUGGCGAGGUGGGAGGUAAACUAUGGUGUACUCAAAAUGAACGUAGGACGUUGUGGCAAGAUUUGGAGGAUUUACAGCUUGAGGAUCACUCUUGGAUUGUUGUGGGGAAUUUUAAUGUGUUUAGAGAGUAUGGGGAGAGGAUUAGAGGUAAUCCUCGACCAAUUGGAGCCAUGGAUGAGUUCAAUUCUUGCUUGAAUAAUUGUGGACUCAUGGAAAUGUCUUUUAAUGGGAGGAGGUUCUCAUUGUGUAAUGGUCACGAAGAGUAUUUAAUGAGGAAGUCAUCAGAUCAUAGUCCUAUGGUUAUCAAAUUUGACAAAUUGGAGGUGUGGGUUGAGCCGGUAUAUGCCAAGGGCCUUUUGAAGCUUGCAGCCAAACUGAAAAAAACAAAGAUAGCUCUUAGAGCAUGGAAUACGCAGGUUUUUAGGCAUGUAGAUCAGAAUAUUAAGGAGCUUGAGGAACAUUUGGAGGUCCUAGAAAAUCAAAUGCUAUGUGAUUUUGACCCGAGCAUUCAAGCGGUCUAUCUUCUCACCAAGCUAGAACUGGAAAUAUGGGAACAAAGGGAGGAGACUAGAUUGGCGCAACAAGCAAAAACAUCUUGGCUUAAAGAGAGGGACCAAAAUUCCAAAUUUUUUCAUGCGGUGGUAAAGCAAAGAAGGAAGAAUUCUGUGAUUUCUAAAAUGAAUCUUGUAGUUGGGAGUGUGUUAAACUUACCAGAGAGCAUUCAUCUAGCGGCAACUUCUUACUUUUAG